Lemur catta (Ring-tailed lemur) is the source of this 4046-nucleotide messenger RNA. RefSeq names its product ubiquitin conjugating enzyme E2 W (gene UBE2W). The transcript has 6 exons. NCBI's taxonomy places the organism in Eukaryota, Metazoa, Chordata, Mammalia, Primates, Lemuridae. The record is from RefSeq and is a predicted model, not a curated record. Bases 2 to 544 code for a protein of 180 amino acids.
GAUGUUGGGCCCCCGCGGCGUGACGCGAGCACGGCAGCUCCGCCCCCUGCGUCUCUGGCCUCGCCGGCCUUGGGGGGAUGGUUCCAUCAUGGCGUCAAUGCAGAAACGACUACAAAAGGAACUGUUGGCUUUGCAAAAUGACCCACCUCCUGGGAUGACUUUAAAUGAAAAGAGUGUUCAAAAUUCAAUUACACAGUGGAUUGUAGACAUGGAAGGUGCGCCAGGUACCUUAUAUGAAGGGGAAAAAUUUCAACUUCUAUUUAAGUUUAGUAGUCGAUAUCCUUUUGACUCUCCUCAGGUCAUGUUUACUGGUGAAAAUAUUCCUGUUCAUCCUCAUGUUUAUAGCAAUGGUCAUAUCUGUUUAUCCAUUCUAACAGAAGACUGGUCCCCAGCGCUCUCAGUCCAGUCAGUUUGUCUUAGCAUUAUUAGCAUGCUUUCCAGCUGCAAAGAAAAGAGACGACCACCAGAUAAUUCUUUUUAUGUGCGAACAUGUAACAAGAAUCCAAAGAAAACAAAAUGGUGGUAUCAUGAUGAUACUUGUUGAUGCCACUGUUACCAUCCUCCUAGCAGAAGAUAGUCCUACUGAGAAAAUGAGCACUUUGAUCAUUCAGUCUUUGAACUUUAACCUUUGACUGGAAGUGACCUAUAGGCAAUGAAGACUACUUCCUUUUACUGCAUUUUUACUCGUGUGCAUUCUGGGCGCAUGUUGAUCGCUGGUUCAGUCCAGGCAACUGACAUGCUUUUAUUAGUCAUACAGUAUUAAUGCAGGUGUCAGGAAAUGUCAGAUAUAAUUCCAUUUUUAAUUUUUAUUUUUUUAAGCUUUCGGAAAAGUUCCAGGUCCUCAUGUAUUGUGCAAUAACAAUGACUUCCUUGGCGGUUUUGGGACGUUCAUUGCCGGCAAUGGACGUUAUAAUAGGAAAAGUUUUCAUUAACUCCUGCCACUCAACGAUUCAUGCAUGAUAGGGCCUAUGAAAUGAAUUUAUCGGUUAUAGUGGGAUUAUAAAUAAAGUGAGGGGUCCAACAUUACUUUGAAAGUCACCCCAGCUGUUUAUAUUUGGAUUCUAUGCACUGUGAUCCUACGGUUAACAGCAUGAAUUAACAUGCGUCUUUAAAGGACUGUAAUGAAAGAUCAUUGCAUAUUUAUUUAAUUGUUUAUAUCUGCUGUCAAAUUGUUUUGACAUGGAAGGUUUUCAAGUAACAUUGGCAGAGAGGUACAAUAUGUUAUCCCUAUGGUGAAAAUAAAUUCAUUUGUUGUAUAUAGUUCCUCAAUCUCUGAAGUAAAGGUAUGAAUAAUAUAGGGUAUGAAUGGUUUAAUCAAGGCUUUAUUUUGGAAGUAAGAAAAAUGGCGGUGAUGAUUAAAUUGCUGCAGUCCCUAAUUUGGGCUUGUUAUUUGUACAUUAAAGAUUUUUUUCCAAGUAGAUUACACUCUGUUACUUCCUGCUAGCCAUCAGCAUGAGCCCUACUGCUUAAACACUAUUUCAUUUAUUUAUGUUUGGAAAAUCCAUAAACAUUUUUGUUUGCAAUCUUGUUUCUUUUGUUAUGUUUUAAGUCAAGUUUGAAUGUUACGCUACUUUUAUUGAAAAACUUUGUCAAUUUUUUUCUUGUAAAUUUUCUUUACUUGUAAGUAUCAUCUUGUCCUUUAAUCCUGUACCCUAAAAUAAGAAAUACAUUUUUGACAGAGGCUUAAUGUUUUAACAAAAGAGUGUGGACAUUUUUAUUUUAAAAUUUAGGCAAAAUUACACUAUAAAAUGGUAUGUUUGCUUAUUUGUCUCACCCAACCAUACAGUUUUUCCUGGAGGGUUUUGUUUUUUCUUGUUGUUGAAAAGACUUUGCUUACAGCUAGAUAAAAAUUUUUUAUAGAAAAAAAAAUUGUUGAAAGGUUCAAUUCUCAGUACCAUGUAAGUUAAUGAUACUACAGCUAGGUUCUCUUUUUAAAAAGCAAUUAAUGUAUUUUAUAAAUUACCUUUUCACAUAUGCAAAAUCUGUUUCUACUACAAUGUUAUUUUUACUAAUGCCUUAUUGCACUCUUUUUGAAGUAUCCUGCAGUGAAUAUGUGAAUCAAUUUGGUCUUAAAAAUGAAAGCCAAUUGGCUGAAAGGUUUGAAAUAUAUACCCCAGUAAAACCAACCCAAUCAACAAUUGGUAAAGAAUAUUUUAGAAAUUGUUUUUAAUCUGUAUAGAUGACAUUUUGUAGCUUUGUACAUGUUGUUAAUUAAGGGCAUAUAAUUUUACACUCUAAAAGUAUAAUCGCUGAACUCAGGGGUGGGUAGACUUAAAAAAUGUGUCUGCUGUAGAAAUAACUUGAAAAAAAAUUUAAACCAUGGCCAGCCACCAAAUUGUGGACAUUGUUUAUACCGCUAAUUAGCAACCACCACUUUUUAAAAAUUAUAAACAUUUUUGUUCUAUCCUGACUAGAUAUACAUAACUUCUCACAGUAACCUCAUAUCACCUUUAUUAGUUGGCCUGUUUAACCAAGACAGAAUCUUUGAAUUACUUACUUUUUAACUGCUUUUAAUAUGAAAAUUGCAGCUGUAAAUUAUGUAUUUUCAUAUUUUACGUAACUGCUCUAAACUACUGAUUGACUUGAUCUUUUUCUGGGGGGUAAGGAGGAAUCUGUUUCAAUAUUGCUGGUCCUCUUAUACUAAAAUGCUUUUCUAAAGAAAUGACCGGUGACAUUUAUUCACCAAAGGAAUCAAUAUACCAGGUCAAAGAUUAACAAUACUAUACUAUAGAUUAAUAGGUCAAAUAUAGCCUCAGUUGAGUUUUUUAUAACAGUAUUUUAGCAUACUUCUCUCUCUACAUAUAGAUACCAUAAAGUAAAUUUAAAUGAAGUGGAGGAAAAUAAAGGAAAACCAAACAAUUUCAGUACAUUUUAUGGUUUAAGGAGAAGAACAUAAGAUGAAAUACCGUAAAAUAUAAGAGCACCAACCAUUCAAAAUUCAUAAACAAAUUAACAUCACUCCCUUGAAUUUAGGAAUCAUUGAAAACUCCUUUGCACUUAGAUUUAAUUAAUUUACAUGUAAAUUACAUUAUUAAAAGUCAUAAGAUGUUUAUCUGAGUCAUUGCUCUACAGAGGGCAACUAAUGGCUUUGUAAUAAUACAAAGAACAUUUCUCUGUAGUAUGUUGCUGAAAAACGACCAGAAUAGCAAGAAAAUGUACAUAGGAAUAUGCUACUUCCCUCUUCCCUGCAUUCCCUCCAUGGGGCACUAUUUGCUGCAUAGGCCCGCAGAAUUAUACUUUCAUACUUAGAAAAAUAAUGUACUUUCUUUUUUAUUUAUUUAUUUAUUUAUUUUAGGCCAUUUUCUCGUUUGCCAAAUUCUGUUAAGACAGUGAUACAUUCAGUUCCGUAUUUAUGCAUGCUUAAAUCAUGAACUUGGUGCCCUUUCAAAAAAUUCUUUUGUCAAGUAGAGAUUAACAUCAUAGGUUUUAAAGAGAAAGGUUGUUUUUAGUUUUUUAAGAGAAGUUUUUAAAAAUACAUUUUAUGGCUGUUCUUUUAAGGAAUUAAUACUCACUUCUAAAGGACUUGUAAUGUGUAAUUCAUUCGUCUAGCCAGCAGGGUAAUAAAGCAUUUUUAAUCCCCAGAAGAAAGUGCUGAAAAUAGAUUUUAUAUAGGCAACAGUUCAACUGGAGAAAGAUCUUAAUCCUUGUUGUUUUGACUAGGUAUACAAAUGUUUGGUAUAAAGUAAUUAGAAUAGUUUAUUACUUUUUCCCUUAUGAAAUUUUAAAUAUAUGCAGAUACAUAUAUAUAUCAUUAGAUUCCUGUGGUGGAUAAUUUCUUCAGAUUCUAAAACAGGUAUCUAGUGACUGCUUAAUUGUUCCCAGAUUGCAUCAAAGAUGAGUUGAUAAUGAAAAUGAGUAGUGAUAUGAAAAUGGUAUGUAACUACAUAUUACUUGUUUCUGGUAAUCAAGUCUUACUUUUUAAAAGCCUAUUGUUUUUGAGAAUUGAGAUAUUUAAAACUUGUUAAAACUUCUUCCUAAAAAUAGAAGAGAAGAGGAGGUACUGUGUGUUCAAAAACUUUUUUUAAAUAAAGAAUUCGGUGUCACUA